This is a messenger RNA of Epinephelus moara (kelp grouper), 3082 nucleotides long. Its product is annotated as circadian-associated transcriptional repressor-like. The transcript has 6 exons. The coding region runs from base 234 to 1298 and encodes 354 amino acids. Gene Ontology annotation, molecular function: RNA polymerase II cis-regulatory region sequence-specific DNA binding. The record is from RefSeq and is a predicted model, not a curated record. Gene Ontology annotation, cellular component: nucleus. NCBI's taxonomy places the organism in Eukaryota, Metazoa, Chordata, Actinopteri, Perciformes, Serranidae. Gene Ontology annotation, biological process: negative regulation of DNA-templated transcription; circadian regulation of gene expression.
CUCACACACACACACACACACACUCACACACACACACACACACCGCCUCGCUGUGCCAGCUCACCUGGAUCAGGAUAUUUUACUGUGAUAAUAACGAGGAGCAGAGAGGCUGCAGCGCGCACACUGACGCCGGGUUGGAGGUGAUGUCUGCGGCUUGACACGCAGCUCUGCACCGCUCCUGAACAUCCAGCAGGUCCGUGAUGCUCUCUGCUGGCUGACCGUCUAGCUUCAUCAUGUCAACCUCAGACUCGGAUUACUCCAUUGACUGGCUCGCCAGCGAUGAGGACGACUACGACAGCCCAAAGAGAUUAAGUCCUCAGCAUGUGGAGGAGUCGCCAGUACCGCCACCACCAUCAUCAUCAUCAUCAUCAUCAGCCUCAUCCUUAAGGGAAUCUCCUACAAGCUGCUUCGUCUUGAGCCAGAGGAGGAGGAGGAGGAGGAGGAGGAGGAGUGACUGCUGUGACUGUAAAGAUGGAGGCAGCUGUGAGGUCGACCCUCCAGCUGCCGUGCAGACGUCGACUGUCAGUCCAGUUCAGGGAUUUACUUCUGUUUGUGAGCAGCUCUCUGUGGAGUCGAAGCAUCACGCAGCCCGGAAGAGACUCUGUGAACAGACUCAACCAGACACUGAACAUGAACUGUUAUCACACAAGUGCGCCGAGCUGCAGUGCUACAUCCAGCCUCUGUCGUCCAUCCUGCGGGGCCUGAGAUCAGGCAGGUACUCUGAACGUCUCAGCAGUUUCCAGGAGAGCGUCGCAGUGGACCGUAUCCAGAGAAUAAUGGGGGUCCUUCAGAAUCCAAACAUGGGCGGACGCUUCCUCAGCAUUAUACUGAAAAUAGAAGAAAUGCUUCACAGCUGGUUUCCUCACAUCAGACCAAACCUGACUGUGACAGACGACUGCACUCCGGCCAAAAGGCAACAGCAGCAUCACAGCAGUGCCUCCCCUCCUCCACCCUCUCCGGUGUCGCCCUGCUCCUCCGACUCCUCCACUCACCUCAAGUGGCUCCACACGUCCCCCAUCUGCUCCCUGAAGACGCCUCAGUCCACGCUCACCCAACCCGCCUCCUUCGCUUCCCCUCCGCCCACACGCUGCAACCAGGAAGUGACCCAAGACAACUCCGUCUCCUCCAGCACUGACUCAUACUCAGUGCCCCUGCGCCGCCGCCUGGGUGCUGAGCCGCGCCUCAGCAGAGGGCCGCUGCCCUACAAGAUCAGCUCGCCGUGUCUGGAGAGACUCCUGCAGGCGAAGGAGAGCAUCAUCACACCGAGGACGGUGGGAGACGGAGGCUGGUUGUGUUGAGAGAGAAUGCUGGAGGUCAGCGGCUGAUCUGGGGUCAGAUCAGACGGGAUCUCAUCACUCCAGCUUCCACAGGAGAAACUACAAGGCCUUAAAAAAAAUGCAUGUUUCAACGUCUUCUACAUCUUUUUUAUUUUGACUCUGCAGCUGAGGUGGCGUUCACUCCGACCUCAGGUUCUCCAGCAGGAAGUGACGCAGACGGGGCCUCGGCUGGAACCACUGGUGUUGAUGACGGCUGACUUUCAGGACACUUUGAAAGCAGCCGUGUGUGCGAGGACACGUCAGAGCUCUCAGUGGAGUUUCCACUAAUAUUGCAGUUGGACGGAGUUCAUGUUGUAACGAGGUCACAGGUUUAAACGAUGAUGUUGGCAGACUGAGCGAACAUGAGUCUGGAGCUCUGAGGUUCUUCUGAGAACACGGAUCAAAUCUGACUGAAGACACAUGAACAUCUGGAGAACCUGAACACUGACUCUGUUUGAUCUGCUCCUCUUUAGGUUUUAAUGACUCCUCUACCUCACUCUGACAUCACCAGUCUGACCGCACAGCCGCCACCGCUGUUCGGUAACAACACCAGAACUCUGACAGGAGCUGAGAACAGCAGCGUUCCUUUCAGAUAUAAGAAGGUCUAAUAUUGUGUUCCAGUACUGAAAUAUAUCAGGAUGUGGCAGAGUCAGAUUUAAAUGAGCUUAAAUCUACAUUUUGUUUUUCAGAGAGAUUGUAAAGGUUUCAUCAGCACAGAACGAUUUGAUCUGAAACUUUGAUCGAGCUCCUGGUUUUCAUUGAUUGAUCAGUUUGCCUUCAGGCUGGUGAACAUUCAGGACGUCAGUGACAGUAAAUAAACGGUGACGGUGCCUGUGAACAUUCAGAUUUGAGUGCUGUUAUGAAACCCAACAGUCACAGGGACCCCAGAACCCCCGACACAGUUUCAAAGAGAGGUUUGGAUUUUGAAUUAAUUUCAAUACGACACUCACUGGACUCAGAGGGAGUUAUCUGUCGCUGUUAUCUUUUAAUUUGUCUCCACACGAGCUGCAAAGAGAUUCUGUCUCAGUGUCCUUGUGUUGUGUGAGAGGAAUACGUCGCCCCCUUCAGCUUCUUGUUUUUUGCUGAUCCAGCCUGUUGAAUCAGUGACAGCUUUCAGAUCUGGAUUGUGUGGUUAAUGUGCUAACUGGCUAACUAGUGUCAAGACGCUGUUCCUGUUCCCCGUUUUGAAUGACAACUAAAGACGACCGCCGUCUGCUGGUGUGGAGUUAUUUCCUGUCACACAGGUGCAGAAGCACGAGCUGGCUGGCUGUCAGCUGUGGUCUUUGCAGUGUGUUAACGUGCGACUUUUGGGCCAAGACACAGGCGACAUGAAGCGACAGUUUUCAUCGCCGCUAGUUUAAAGUCCAUUUGGUGCAUCUGGGCGACAGCAACCACUGCGUGACCGAGUAUUUUUACGCUUCAAGUCUAUUCUCUUCUGUUUUACAGCAGGUGUUUCACUCUGGGCGCUGCCAAAACACAGGUGGCCUACACUCAGUACUGUCCCUGAACGCCUCCUAUAGACAGUGUGUUUGUUCAAAUUAAAAAGUGACGCCUGUCACAGCGACUGAUGACUCUUUAAAGUCCAUGUGAGUGUAGUAUGAAGACAGAACUUAAAGUCCAGACGUGUCCGACAUGAGCAGCUGCUCUGACCUUUAUGUACAUAGUGUUUUUCUCUUCACGGUUUUGUUCUCUCUGAGGAGAUGGCCUUUGUCAUAUUUUGUACUUCUGAUAAUAAAUAAAUGUGAUGUUUGCUUUCUGACAGGAAA